UAACACACUUAUCAGUUACUCGUUAUUUACCAUCACCGGAAGCUUUCCAUACAAGUACAAUGAUACAAACGUCAUGUUUGUUACCACUACUAAAACUUCUAUAUCUUCCUGUUCACUCUCUCUCGCCUCUCUCUAUCUGUACAUGUAUAUAUCAGUUGUUCAUCUCCUUUUGUAGAGAAAUAUAGUUAACACAAGGUGGUGGUGUAUCUGCAAAAGCCAUUUUCUUAUUAUUGAAAUGGGAGCAACUUCACUCAAAGAAGUCAAGCCUUCUUUCUCUCUGCCAAGAACCAAGAAUUCUGUUUUUAUAACUUAUGCAUUUCUAUUGUGUUUCAUUGUUUUCAGUCUUGUCUUGGCUUUUAAUCCUGUUUCUCCAAGCUAUUCUUCUUCUGCUUCUUCUAAAGUUUUCUUCUCAAACAUCUUUUAUGGGAUCACAUGUACAUAUCAGAAUGCAAGAGAUACUUUUUCUUAUGAUAAAGCCGGAAGCUUUGCCUCAAAUGUUACCAUAACUGAGUCUCCAGAAAGGAAAGAUCAGAGUUCGAAUAAAGAAUUUCAUUCUAAAGCUAGAGGUUUGAAGCCAAAUAUUACUAAAAUCAAGGCUCCAGAAUCUCAGGGAAAGGUGAAGAAUCAGACUCUAAACAAAGGCUUGAUUGAUCAAGCUGUGAAUUCAUCACAACAACCUGCUGGUAAGAUUGGAGAUAAGAGGAUUGCAGAAAAAGGGGUGGCUGCCAAUUUAACUUCUUCUUUGUCAAAGAAACAGAGGAAGGAGCCUCUUUCAGAGGCACCGGAGACAUCGAAAACGGAGGAAAUGAUGAAGCAGCUGAUGAAUUGUGAUUUUUUUGAUGGGGAGUGGGUGAAAGAUGAUUCUUAUCCACUGUAUAAGCCUGGUUCUUGCUCACUGAUUGAUGAACAGUUUAAUUGUCUUCUUAAUGGUAGGCCUGAUCAAGAAUUUCAGCAGUACAAAUGGAAGCCAAAGGCCUGCAGUUUACCCAGGUUAGAUGGAAGUCAUAUGCUGGAAUUGUUGAGAGGAAAGCGAUUGGUUUUUGUUGGUGAUUCACUCAACAGAAACAUGUGGGAAUCUUUAGUAUGCAUCCUCAAAAACUCCGCGAAAGAUCAAAGCAAGGUUUAUGAAGCAUCUGGCAAGAUGCAGUUCAGAUCCGAUCUUUCAUUUUCCUUCAUAUUCGAGGAUUAUGAUUGCUCUGUGGAGUUUUUUGUAUCUCCGUUUUUAGUUCAAGAAGGGAAAGUGCAAGAACAAAAUGGAUCAACGCAUGCAACACUUCGGCUUGACAAGAUAUGGAUGUUAGCUGACAAAUAUAAAAGUGCAGACAUUCUCAUUUUCAACACCGGGCACUGGUGGACGCAUCCUAAAACAUCCGAAGGGAAAGGCUAUUACCAAGAAGGAACACAUGUUUAUCCUGAACUAAAUGUUUUGGAGGCGUUUCGAAAAGCUUUAACGACAUGGUCGAGAUGGGUGGAUGCUAAUGUAAACACUACGAAAUCCUUGGUUUUCUUUCGGGGCUACUCUGCCUCUCAUUUCAGUGGCGGGCAAUGGAAUUCAGGUGGACAGUGUGAUAACCAAUCUGAACCGAUAAAGAAUGAGAAAUAUCUCACACAGUAUCCACCAAUGAUGAAAGUUGUGGAGAAAGUACUGCGUAAUGCCAAAACCCCGGUUUCCUAUUUGAAUAUAACAAGAUUGACAGAUUAUAGAAAAGAUGGCCAUCCAUCCCUGUUUAGGAAGCAACAUAUGUCGUCAAAGGAGAAACAAUUAACCCUGCAAUUUCAGGACUGCAGCCACUGGUGCCUUCCAGGCGUACCCGAUUUAUGGAAUGAGAUUUUAUAUGCAGAAUUGCUAAGGAAACAAUACCGAGAGUAGCCGCAGAAGCAACAACAUAGGUAAACAAGCAUGGACAUAAUAACUUUGUCGUGUACAGUGAAAUACUACAUGUUCCUCUUUUCUUUUUUAGUGAAGAUAAACACAAACUCGAAGAAGAUCAAACAAAUAAGUUUUUUUUUUUUUAAUUUUAAAAAUUUGUAACCAGAUGCAUUAAAACUAUGUGUACCAAAGGUCCAUAGAUAUAGUCGAAACAGUACAGAACAGUGACAGUAGAUAAGCUGUCCCUUAAAUUUGUUUUUUUGUUCGGAGAAUGAUGUAAUUCUUCAAUCAUAUAUGAUAAGUGAUGAAUUUAAACUAA
This is a messenger RNA of Daucus carota subsp. sativus, 2189 nucleotides long. RefSeq names its product protein trichome birefringence. Bases 236 to 1870 code for a protein of 544 amino acids. The transcript is spliced from 5 exons. Gene Ontology annotation, molecular function: O-acetyltransferase activity. NCBI's taxonomy places the organism in Eukaryota, Viridiplantae, Streptophyta, Magnoliopsida, Apiales, Apiaceae. The record is from RefSeq and is a predicted model, not a curated record. Gene Ontology annotation, cellular component: Golgi apparatus.